AUGAGACCAUGUUCAUUGCCGACACGGUCAUGGCGACGCUGCUUCCACGACUACUUUGUCACGCACCUGCCGCAAUCGUCGCUGCACCCGGACUCGAACCACAAACUCCCUCGCGACGUCGCCGCCCCUCACGACAAGCCGUCCGGUAGACAGCCCGCCAUCCUAUCCGCCGUCCGCCGCGAUACCACCGUCGUGCGCAUCCCCCUAAAGUCGGCAAAACACCACUAUGGAGCCACUUGCUUGCGAGGAGGUCGCCAGCACAAUGAAGAUACGCAUCAAGCCGGCACCAUCGAGAUACCCGCCUUCGCCAAACGUCAGCCUGUCAGCUUGACCCGCGUAAACAAGCAGUUACAAGAGACUGGUGCUGCCAGUGAAAGCGGCGACCCUCAGGUCUUCUAUUUUGGUGUCUUCGAUGGCCAUGGCGGUGCUCAAUGUGCAGAGUUCUUGAGAGACCGACUACACACCUAUCUGGAAGACUCGGCCCUUAAGUUUCACAUGGAAAGUAGUCUUCAAGAGCCGAAAGAGAGCGACAGUGGCCACAAGCAACUUCUUGACCUGCAACGCAACCUGGUCAACACCUGGAAAGAUACGGUGGGCGGCUAUUUUCGACGCUUCCGACCUCAGUACUUCAGCAUCUUCAAGCCAACGGCCAGCACAGAUGAGCAGCCCACUGCUGUCAACUCAAUCCAAGCUACCUUGAUGUAUGCUUUCCUGCACGCCGACAUGGACUUUACUGCAGCCCAGGCUUCUAAGCAUUCGCCCUCUCUCCCUGCUUCUACCGAUGAUCCAGUUCUGAGCGACAGACCUCUAAACGACAACGACAUUCUCUCCUCUCCCGCCAGACCUGCCUCACAAAAUCUUUCCAACGUCCUCAACCGCCCCAUAGGUGGACAUACCCGCUUUCAGGGCGGUUCCACAGCCUCAAUAGCCCUGAUCUCCACGCCAACACCUACUCCCUUCUGGAACCCAGCAUCUCCAGCCACAAUUGUGACAGCACACUGCGGAGACACUCGUAUCUUGCUCUGUCGUGUUAGCGAUGGCAAAGCCGUACCACUCACUACGAACCACCAUCCGUCCACUCCCGUCGAAGCAACUCGUCUCCGUCGUUUUGCCGCAACCUUCGUGACGGACAGUUUCGGCGAGGAGCGUAUCCUUGGCCUUGCAAACACCAGAUCAUUUGGCGAUAUCAGCUCCAAACGCAUAGGUGUAUCCGCAGAACCAGAAAUCCGCAUGACCCACAUGGACCCCAGUGAGUACAGCUUCCUGGUUCUCAUCUCGGAUGGUGUGACAGCAUCGCUCGAGGACCAAGAAAUUGUCGACAUUGUCAAAGAAGCAAAGACACCUGAAGCCGCUUCCAAAGAAUUGGCCACAUUUGCGACCGAAGUUGCUGGCGUCAGAUCUGACAAUGCUACUGCUGUUGUCGUGCGCCUCGGUGGCUGGGAGCGUAGGGUAGAGGGCGGUGGCGGCAGUAUCGGAACCAAGGAGGCGCGAGACUGGAAANAGGUACAAGCCGAUGAUCCCAGAGCAAGUAGGCAGUAG
Aureobasidium musti is the source of this 1539-nucleotide messenger RNA. The record is from the annotation of a GenBank genome assembly. Lineage: Eukaryota; Fungi; Ascomycota; Dothideomycetes; Dothideales; Saccotheciaceae.